Messenger RNA from Cyphellophora attinorum, 1215 nucleotides. RefSeq lists its product as uncharacterized. Lineage: Eukaryota; Fungi; Ascomycota; Eurotiomycetes; Chaetothyriales; Cyphellophoraceae. The coding region runs from base 1 to 1215 and encodes 404 amino acids. Gene Ontology annotation, molecular function: acyltransferase activity, transferring groups other than amino-acyl groups. The record is from RefSeq and is a predicted model, not a curated record. The transcript has a single exon.
AUGGCAGCAACAUCAGUCUCAGCGCCGAAACAUCCCAACAUCACGGCCGAUUUCCUCGACCACUCCCAAAAGCUACAGCUUCUACACAACAAACUUAAUCCACUACUUCCCUACACCAUCACCCUGAGCCGCUGGAUCCAAUUUCACCACCGAAAGCCAUCGCCCACUUCGCAGACUUUCAUCGCCCUGACCAACACGGACGACUCAUCCUCAAGGAUCACCGACUGGCUUUCUCAACCCUCACAUUCGCCUUCACCACCAGCAGCCGAACCAUGGCUAGCAGCCCACAUCGACCUCGCGCCCGCCGGGCAAACCCAAGUUAUCGUCUUCGCCUCCUGGGAGAUCCCUUUUGACCAGCGGACCCCCUUCACCAACCCUCCACCCAGCCCAAUCACCUCACCACCCACGCCCUUCAUCCCCAGUCCAACUCACGCCGCCCUCCUGCAUGCCCUUCUCACUCACCUCGCCGACCGUCUCAUCCCUCAGCGCCCCACCUCGCCGCCUGAGGACUGGAUCUGGCUGCGCGACAACAAGAAGUAUCUAUCCCAGCCGUACUCACCCAACAAGGUCCUCUUCGGGAGCGUUCAUUCUGUGCUUGUGCCGUAUUUCGAGGCAAAUGGGGUUGCGAGGCGAGAUGGGAUGUAUGUCAAGGUAGUGAUGCCACCGCAGAUUGGCUCAGCAGUCGACGGCGAAGGGUACAGACUUCCAGAUGGGUACUCGUUCGGCACACUCACCACCUCCGAACUACAGACGGUACUCGACAGAAGUCCCAUCCCACGGACGCUGACUACAUUGAAGGCGAUUACAAAUCUGGGAAUCUACUACCACGACCCCUCGGUUAAUGACAACACCUCGUCCGAGUGCAUCGCAUGGGCCUUCCUCGGCAAAGAUGGCAGCCUGUCGAGCAUGCAUGUCGAGCCCGCGCAUCGCGGGAAAGGUCUGGCUACGUUGCUGGGAAGGGCUUUAUUGCCGAAAAUUGAGCAAACGUUUAGACUGUCAACGUCUGAUCCUGUGAGCGAGCGCACAGUAGCAGAUGAUCGAGAAAGAGUUGAGUCAACGCAGUGGUACGGACACGCGGACGUGGACACAGCCAAUACGUCGUCUCGGAGGGUCAUGGAGAAAUUGGGUGGCAGAGUAUGGUGGGGGGUGCAGUGGAUUGAAAUUGAUGUGCCUGUGAUACUGAAGGCACUGCAGCAGCAUGUAGAGCAACAAUAA